Sparassis crispa is the source of this 834-nucleotide messenger RNA. RefSeq lists its product as hypothetical. Bases 1 to 834 code for a protein of 277 amino acids. The record is from RefSeq and is a predicted model, not a curated record. The transcript has 4 exons. NCBI's taxonomy places the organism in Eukaryota, Fungi, Basidiomycota, Agaricomycetes, Polyporales, Sparassidaceae.
AUGAUUUCCUCGACGAUCUACGCUCUAUCUUUCCUCUUCGUCGCUGCGACCGCGCUACCGCUGGCACCGCGCGACGUCGUCGCCCCGCCCAUCACGUAUCCUGUUGCUGGUACAGUGUGGACGGUUGGCGCGACGGAGACUGUUACAUGGGAUACCUCCAACCUACCUCCAGUCGCGAAUAUUACGAACAUUAACGGAGAGGUCGUCUUGGGCUAUCUCACAGCCGACAGCGAGAACCUUGAUUUCCAAUCACCUCUAGCUCAAAAUUUCAACAUCACUUCGGGUUCCGUCCAGAUCGUCGUACCAGACGUCCCAUACCGGACAAACUACAUCCUCGACCUUAUGGGUGACUCGGGGAACAUCAGCCCGACCUUCACGAUCGUCGGCGGCUCUUCAUCCUCCAGUUCCGCUCCCGCAAGCUCCACCGCGCCAUCCUCGUCCUCACCCGUAUCCUCGUCCCCGGCGGCAUCACCCUCCGCGCCCUCGUCAACCGCCGUGUCCUCACCUGCCGAGUCGACCCCCGCGACGGCCGCAGACGCAGCCCCGACAUCUGCCGUUUCCUCACCUGCCCCGAGCAGCGUUGCGUCUUCAGCGCCAUCCAGCGGCUCCAGCGGAAUCGCUUCUCCGCCGCCCUCUAGUGGUAUUUCCGCGCUAUUGUCAGGUUCGUCUACGAGCUCUGCGCGGACGUCCGCAAGCACCUCUGCAGCGACCAGUGCGACGAGCGCGGCCCCGAGCGCGACGCACACGAGCACGAGCGGCGCGUGGUCCUGGCAGCGCGCGAGCGGUGUGACGUCGCUCGCCGUCGCGGCGCUCACCGCGUUCGUCGUGCUCUGA